AUGGACGUGCUCGCCCACCAGGACCAAUAUUUAUCAGACAUGCACGCGCCGUACGACGCCUUCGACUUCGACGCCGCCGCCCCCAACAGCCCCAGCGCCGCCCACUUCCCGCACACGCCCUCCUACAACGGCUCCUACCAGAACUCGCCCUUCAGCGACGCCCACUCCGACCUCUCCUACGACCCCCACGACCUCAGCAUCGACAUCUCCGCCGGCCACUUCAUGAGCGCCAACGCCAACGGCAACGGCGGCGCGCUCUUCGAGGGCGCGGACGCCGCCGACGUCGGCAUCACCGUCGAGGGCCCCGGCUUCGACUACGACCCGCGCGACUACGACGGGCCCGGCGGCGGCACAGGCGGCGGCUUGUUGCUCUUCGGCACCGACUUUGGCAGCUCGCUGGAGAGCGGGGGGAACGAGGUCUCCGUUGCCGUCACGCCGCCCAUGGACCAGGGCUCCCCGCACUCGUUCGACCACUCCUCGCCAGCCUCGUCGUACGGCGAGGGCAACAGGAGCCGUGCCUCGUCGGUCUCGUCGCAGGGGCAUCACCAUCAGCAGUUUGACUCGUUUCAGCAGUCGAUGAUGUACGACCAGCGCCCGUCGCCUCCGCCGAACAAACCACAGAGCCCGCCUCAAUUGCUCAUCCCAGAGGGAUCACCGAAUAUGCCUGCCGGGAUGGGGAUGCCGACAAUCAAUGCUCCAGACGGCGAGGGCGGAGGCAUGGGCGGUCCCCAGUUGCACAUCGUCCCGGCAACCCCUGUUAGUGGAGGAGGUGUCGGGACGGCGGUGAACGGAUUCCAAGAAACACUGGAAAAUCUCAGCAAGGGCGCACCCUCCAACAGCUCGUGGCAGUCUCCGCCGCAGGACGACGCCCCCGACGGCGCAGCGAAUCUCAGCGUCCCCUUCGGCACAGCCUCCAGCGGAGGCGGUGCGUUCGUCUUCCCGAGGCCACAGCCCUCCCCGCGGACAGCCCCGCAGACCCUGCCAGUUAAUACCGACCCGCAGCCCCCACAAUCGACACCCAACACUAACACCAACAGCAACAACAAUAUUUCAGUCAACACGAACAACCUCGGCGCGUCGUCCUCGGGCAGCUACCUCCUCCCGCAGAGCCCGAGCCGCAUACGCAGCAAGAGCGACACGAGCCUGCGCCCACCGCUCUGGAGCAACGCGGGCAUGGGGCAGUAUUCGAUCCAGCAGCAGCAGUACCAGCAGGACGCGUCCGCGGUCGACAUCGACAUCGACGGCGCGGGCAUCCGCAUGGCGGACGUGUCCCCGCAGCACUCGCC
Molecule: messenger RNA, 1286 nt
Organism: Gloeophyllum trabeum ATCC 11539
Lineage: Eukaryota; Fungi; Basidiomycota; Agaricomycetes; Gloeophyllales; Gloeophyllaceae
Exons: 2
Source: RefSeq, a predicted model, not a curated record